Molecule: messenger RNA, 1215 nt
Organism: Salvelinus namaycush (lake trout)
Lineage: Eukaryota; Metazoa; Chordata; Actinopteri; Salmoniformes; Salmonidae
Product: alpha-2A adrenergic receptor-like
Exons: 1
Coding region: 1-1215 (404 amino acids)
Biological process (GO): adenylate cyclase-activating adrenergic receptor signaling pathway
Cellular component (GO): membrane
Molecular function (GO): adrenergic receptor activity
Source: RefSeq, a predicted model, not a curated record
AUGGGGUGUGAUAACUUGACCAACAGCAACAAGACUUUGCCUGGCAGGCUCCCUUACACUGUGCAGACUUCUGUGCCUCUGACAAUACUGGUGGGUAUCCUUAUUCUUCUCACAGUGUUCGGUAAUGUCCUAGUGGUCAUCGCUGUGUUCACCAGCCGGGCCCUAAGAGCCCCUCAGAACUUGUUUUUAGUGUCCUUAGCAUGUGCAGACAUUCUAGUGGCCACUCUGGUGAUGCCCUUUUCUCUGGCUAAUGAACUGAUGGGAUAUUGGUACUUUGGUCAAGUGUGGUGUGAGAUAUACCUGGCCCUGGAUGUUCUGUUCUGUACCUCGUCCAUCACGCAUCUGUGUGCCAUAAGUCUGGACAGAUACUGGUCAGUCACUCAAGCCAUUGAGUACAACUCGAAAAGGACACCAUGCAGGAUCAAAUGUAUAGUUUUAUUCGUGUGGGUGCUGGCUGCUAUUAUAUCAUUCCCACCUCUCAUUUCAAUGGAAAAGGAAGGGGCCAAAGAGGAGGGUCCCACAUGUAAGAUCAAUGAGGAGAAGUGGUACAUCAUAUUCUCCAGCACCGCCUCAUUCUUCGCCCCCUGUGUGAUCAUGAUUCUGGUGUACGUUCGAAUUUACCAGGUUGCAAAGAAUAGAACUAGGGCCCCUCCGGGUGAAAGGAGAAGGGAAAACAAUAAUCCAGAUAAAAGUCAGUAUGGCUUAGUUCAGCAGGACCCCCUGGAGAGAAGGAACAGAGAAGGACGUAGAGAUGGAGUGGAGGAGGGUGAGGAGGUCAAUGGAAUCGACGUGGAGGAAGAGUGCUCCUCGUCUGAUGGGAAUGAGAACCAGUGCUCCAUCAAAAUGAAGCUGAGAAAGGGAAAGACCAAAGUGAGUCAGGUGAAACUAGAAGACCCGUCCCCUAAAGAUUAUGAUGCACACCAGUGUGUGAAAGUGAGCCGGUGGAACGGAAGGCAGAACAGAGAGAAGCGCUUCACCUUUGUUCUGGCUGUGGUCAUGGGAGUGUUUGUUGUCUGCUGGUUCCCCUUCUUCUUCACGUACACACUCACCGCCAUAUGUGAGUCCUGCUGUGUCCCUGAGACAUUGUUCAAUUUCUUCUUCUGGUUCGGAUACUGCAAUAGCUCGCUGAAUCCAGUCAUUUACACUAUUUUCAACAAUGACUUUAGGAGGUCUUUCAAAAAAAUCCUUUGCAAGAAGGAUAGACGAGGGCUAUGA